This is a messenger RNA of Alligator sinensis (Chinese alligator), 654 nucleotides long. It is a transcript of the gene PPIA, whose product is annotated as peptidylprolyl isomerase A. Gene Ontology annotation, biological process: protein peptidyl-prolyl isomerization. The transcript is spliced from 4 exons. The record is from RefSeq and is a predicted model, not a curated record. Lineage: Eukaryota; Metazoa; Chordata; Crocodylia; Alligatoridae. Gene Ontology annotation, molecular function: peptidyl-prolyl cis-trans isomerase activity. The coding region runs from base 119 to 436 and encodes 105 amino acids.
CUCUCAGCUGUUCGGAGAUACGGUUCCAAAGACUGCAGAGAACUUCCGUGCCCUGAGCACUGGGGAGAAAGGAUUUGGAUACAAGGGGUCCUGUUUUCACAGAAUCAUUCCUGGUUUCAUGUGCCAGGGCGGUGACUUCACACGGCAUAACGGAACUGGUGGCAAAUCCAUUUAUGGGGAGAAGUUUGAGGAUGAGAAUUUUGUCCUGAAGCACACUGGCCCUGGCAUCUUGUCUAUGGCAAAUGCAGGUCCCAACACAAAUGGAUCCCAGUUUUUCAUCUGCACUGCCAAGACUGACUGGUUGGACGGUAAGCAUGUUGUCUUCGGACGUGUCAAAGAUGGCAUGCCUCUUGUGGAAAAAAUAGAGAAGUAUGGCUCCAAGAACGGCAAGACGGCCAAGAAGAUCACCAUCGCUGACUGUGGGCAGCUGUCAUAAUUCAUGUCUUAGCCAGCCUGCCAGCCAACCAACCAUUCCUUCUGAAACCUGGGCUGGCACCCUUCUUCCCAGGUGACACAACCUCCUCUUGUAAUCCUUGUGCUCCUGAAUUACUGCUGCAUUUCUAUUGGGUUUCAUUCCCUUUACUGUCACGAGUCCAGCUGGACUUCAGAGUUAAGUUUAUGAUUAUGACUUGAAAUAAAACAAGUUCAACCACA